AUGAAUCAGACAUUUGUCACUAUUUGUGAUGUUAUUAGAGUGUAUUAGAUCAAUUGGAUGGAAGUGUAAUAUAACGCGGUUAAUUACGAGGUUGAAAGAAGUAAUACGAAUGGCCGCAGGCAAAGUACCUGUAAAAGCGGUAUUAAUAGAUUUAAGUGGGACCUUGCACGUUGAAGAUACUGCUAUACCAGGAGCUGUAGACGCUUUAAAGAGGUUGCGACAUUCAAAUAUUCCCAUUAAGUUCGUGACAAACACAACAAAAGAAUCCAGACGAUGCUUGUAUGAAAGAUUGAUAGGCCUGGGGUUUGAACUAAAAGAAGGUGAAAUAUGGAGCUCACUGUGGGCAGCACAGGAUCUGUUGCGGUCUCGUAAUUUGCAACCGAUGCUGAUGGUGGAUGAUGCAGCAUUAGAAGAUUUUUCUGGUCUUACUGACUUCAAGGAAGAAGAGCAAAAUGCUGUCGUGAUAGGCCUCGCUCCAAAUAUGUUCAACUAUAGCCAGCUCAAUAAAGCUUUCAGGUUACUGUUGAAUGGGGCUCCUUUGAUAGCAAUUCAUUAUGGGCGCUAUUACAAACGCUCUGAUGGGCUUGCUCUAGGACCAGGCCCAUUUGUGAGGGGUCUGGAGUAUGCUGCAGACUGUCGCAGUGAAGUAGUUGGCAAGCCAUCAUCAGCAUUCUUCCAGAGUGCUCUUGGAGAUACCGAUCCAGCUCAUGCAGUCAUGAUUGGUGAUGAUGUUCGAGAUGACAUUGGCGGUGCACAAGCAUUGGGAAUGCGUGGGUUUUUGGUGCAGACGGGAAAGUACCGACCUGGAGAUGAGAGCCGUAUCUCACCAAGCCCUGCUGUGGUGUGCUCUCAUUUUCCUGAAGCUGUUGAUAUUCUCCUGAAGGAAUGUGCCCAGUCAGGAGGGGACUUAUAACAUUACAGGAAUAAAAAUGGAUAAAGAGAAGACGGAAUUAACCUGAGGUUCGUGUAGAAGAAAUUAAUGCAAUAGGCCAGGAUAGUGUUGUGAAGCAGCCAUGAUGAAGCCUUCCUGGCAUGAUGGCAGUUUGAUAUUUGUACGUGCAGCAAACCAUUGUGAAGGGGUCAUAAGUAGUACACCUUUCGUGUGGUUGGUGAUGAACAGACACAAUUUCAUAGCGACAACUUCAUGAUUUUGAGGAACUGGUAAUAUAAUCAGAACUUCUGUUAAGUAUAUGCCAUCAAAAACAUUGUUGAAACUUCUAUUUAUCAUUUUCAUCAGCUGGAUUUGGAGGUAGCUCAAGGGACUGCUUGAAGUCCACUGAAUAAGACACUUCUAUUCAUGGCCAAAGUCAUAAUGAAAAAGCAAAGUGCAUAUUAUCUGUAUGGGCUUCUUUAAAGCUAUUUAUAUUUAUCUCUGCUAA
Messenger RNA from Cryptotermes secundus, 1379 nucleotides. RefSeq names its product haloacid dehalogenase-like hydrolase domain-containing protein 2. Lineage: Eukaryota; Metazoa; Arthropoda; Insecta; Blattodea; Kalotermitidae. The transcript has 6 exons. Gene Ontology annotation, molecular function: phosphatase activity. Gene Ontology annotation, biological process: dephosphorylation. Bases 29 to 913 code for a protein of 294 amino acids. The record is from RefSeq and is a predicted model, not a curated record.